CGUGUGAGAGCGGGUACUGUGAACUGCAUUGCUAUGCUGUAGCCCAAUAACCACACAUUCGGAAUCAAAACUUGCAACUUAGAUUGGCCUUAUCUUGUUUACAAAGAUACCGGUAAGUGAACAAACUGCUGAGGAGUGAAAGCAAGCCUCAUGAGUUGGCCUGGCGGAUCUCAGCGACGUUAUGGAUUUGACUAAAAUGGGUAUGAUCCAGCUCCAGAACCCUAACCACCCCACGGCCCUGCUGAAGAAGGCUAACCAGAUGCGUCUGGCAGGAACCCUCUGCGAUGUGGUCAUCAUGGUGGACAGCCAGGAGUUCCAUGCUCAUCGGACCGUGCUGGCCUGCACCAGCAAGAUGUUUGAGAUCCUGUUUCACCGCAACAGCCAGCAUUACACCCUGGACUUUCUUUCACCAAAGACCUUCCAGCAGAUACUGGAGUAUGCCUACACUGCCACACUCCAGGCCAAAGUGGAAGACCUGGAUGACCUACUGUACGCAGCAGAGAUCCUAGAAAUUGAGUACCUGGAGGAGCAAUGCCUCAAGAUCCUGGAGACAAUCCAGUCCUCAGACGACAACGACACGGAGGUCAACAUGAACGAGGAAGGCACGGAGGAAGACGAUGACCGCAAUUGCAGGCAAGGAGGGAAGAACGCCAAGAAGCAUUCCAUGGAGGGGAGCUACCAUUCAGCCGUCCAGCAAGCCUCGGCCCUGGCCAGUAUGGUGGACCAGAGCCCCUCGGUCUCCACAUCCUUCGGGCUUUCCACCAUGAGCCCAACCAAAGCUGCCGUGGACAGCCUGAUGAGCAUAGGCCAGUCCCUCCUGCAGCAGGGCUUUGGGGGCGAGCACCUGACUCAAGGAAACUCCCACCACCAAUUGAUGACCGAGAUCAAGACUGAGAUGAUGCAAGUGGAUGAAGGCGGAGGCCAUGGGAGCCCCAGAACCAUGGAGUCCAGCGCCUCCAGCAAUGGCAAAAGGAGCGGCGAGUUGGACAAGAACCGUGAUGGCCCCGGGACUCCAACCAGGAGCAGUGUGAUCACGAGCGCCCGUGAGCUGCACUACGUCCGGGAAGAUGGCAUGGGCGACUCCCAAGCAGAUGGCAGCCAAAUGGGUCUGGAAGCCAUGGCGGGUAUGACCGGCAUGACCGAGAAACACCUGGCCUCCUUGUACUCGCUGCCUACCAAUCAUAAAAAUGAGACCAUGCUAUCCAUGCCGGCCUCCAUGGCAUCUUCUCUCCAUCUGUCCCCUGCCCUGGCCAUGUCCAUGGACUUCAGUGCCUACGGGGGACUUCUGCCCCAGAGCUUCAUCCAGAGGGAGUUCUUCAACAAGUUGGGGGAGCUGGCUGCCGGUAUUAAGCCAGACGGUAGGAACCUGCAUGAACGCUGCAACGUGUGUGGCGCAGAGCUACCAGACAACGAAGCUGUGGAGCAACAUAGGAAGCUGCACAGCGGAAUGAAGACCUAUGGAUGUGAGCUUUGUGGGAAACGCUUUCUGGACAGCCUACGCCUUAGGAUGCACUUGCUGUCUCACUCAGCUGGUGAGAAGGCCAUUGUCUGUGACCAGUGUGGGGCCCAGUUCCAGAAGGAGGAUGCUCUGGAGGCUCACAGACAGAUCCACACAGGCUCGGACAUGGCCAUCUUCUGCCUGCUGUGUGGGAAGCGCUUCCAGGCGCAGCCGGCACUGCAGCAGCACAUGGAGGUCCACGCCGGUGUGCGCAGCUACAUCUGCAGCGAGUGCAACCGCACCUUCCCCAGCCAUACGGCACUCAAACGUCACCUUCGCUCGCACACAGCCACACCCGUUGCUGGCAGGUGUAUAAAAUCGAGCAAACAGCCAUGCAAUCCCCAUAGACAAACAUUGUCAUUAGAAUGGCCUUACUGAAGACCUCAGUGACUUUCAACGUCGCACCUUCAUAGGAUCCCACCUUUCCAACGAGACAGUUUUCUAGAGCUGCCCCGGUCAACUGUAAGUGCUGUUAUUGUGAAGUGGAAACGUCUGGGAGCAACAACGGCUCAGCCGCGAAGUGGAAAGACUUCCCAGAAGAGUGGAGGCUGAUAUAGCAGCAACGAGGGGGCCAACUACAUAUUAAUGUCCAUGAAUUUUGAAUGAGAUGUUUGACAAGCAGGUGUCCACAUUAUUUUGGUUAUGUCGUGUAUGUCAACUCCCCCUCUAUCCUAGUGCACUAGGACACACUCCUUUAGGCUACUCAUGUUCUCUCACACUAACCGGUCAAAUCAAACUCCUCUGACUACCCUACUAACAAAUGACAUUGUCACAACGUUGCAGAUAGAUUGUGAGAAGGUUGGUCAUCACAUUAGGCAAUUUGUGAGGUAAUAAUUACACUUAUGCUGUGGCAACAUACUUUUGCAAUGAUGUGGCAACAAGUGAAAGCUACACAUAGACCUGCUGAAGACUGAUAGGGAAAAGGUUGUCAACACAGUCUCCUUAGGUCAGCAGCUGUUAACGAAUCCAUAUUUCUUAUGAUGGUGUGAUGGAUUGUUCCAUUAUCAGACAUAGGUGACAGUAUAUUGGACAAGUGGCGAUGUUUCAGUAGUCGAGCAUCAGUUUAGACUCUCGAGCCCUGCAGGACAACAACACGUGUCUCACCACAUUAUGCUCAUGGCUUUGGCUUCUGAACAUGGUUGCUUAUUAUCUAACUGACUACAAUGGUUCUUAGAAGGAAUUGUGUAAUCCCGACUUAAAAAGUUGUAUUUUUAUUUCACCUUUUAUUUAACCAGGCAAGUCAAUUAAGAACAAAUUCUUAUUUAUAAUAACGGCCUUCCGGGAACAGUGGGUUAACUAAAAAACAGAUUUUUACCUUGUCAGCUUAAGGAUUCGAUCCAGCAACCUUUCGGGUUACUGGCCUAACGCUCUAAUCACUAGGCUACCUGCUGCCCUAGUCCACUAUUUGCAUGGCUGGCUGAAUAAACAGAGAGAUCUGGUCAUUUGCUGAAUAAAUUCAUGCCAUGAUCAAACGGAGCUGGUACUGUAUAUACCUCCAGGCUGGCUCGUUGGUGAGUAAAGGCCAUGUUAAUACUGUCAGUUGUGAGAAGGACGAGGCUGAAGAGGGAAAUAGCCUGGCGGAUGAGGUGAUUUAGGGAAAAGCCCCUGUUACCGUGACAGAAUAUAAGAACAUGGAAAUGAAUCCCAUUUCGCUUGCAAAGGAUGGACGCUCUCAUCUUCCCUUUUUUCCUUUCUAUCCUCCGCCGUCUGUCUGCGACCUUAAAUAACAGUCUCUAUGUCAGAGCUGAUAUAGCUCACCGGCUCACGGAUAAAUAUUUGAGAUGAAGGUGGCGAGAUGAGCGCAGCCAGCUUAUUUGCAAGCCGAUGUGCAGCGAUUUAGUGCGAGUGACAGGGUGAGGCGGUCCUGUAUACUGGACCUCCGCAUCUGCUUCUCUGUUUUCACGCCAAUCCUCGGGAGAGGACCAAUGACAUAUACAGUGCAGUAGGAAAGUAUUCAGAGCCCUUGACUUUUUCCACAUUUUGUUACUUUACUGCCUUAUUCUAAAAUGAAUGAAAUAGUUGUAUUCCCUCAUCAAUCUACACACAAUACCACAUAAUGACAAAGCAAAACAGGUUUUUAGAAAUUUUGGCUAAUUUAUUACAAAUAAAAAAGUUAAAUCACAAUUACAUAAGUAUUCAUACCCUUUACUCAGUACUUUGUUGAAGCACUUUUGUCAGUGAUUACAGCCUCGAGUCUUCUUGGGUAUGACGCUACAAGCUUGGCACACCUGUAUUUGGGGAGUUCCUCCCAUUCUUCUCUGCAGAUCCUCUCAAGCUCUGUCAGGUUGGAUGGGGAGUGUCGCUGCACAGCUACUUUCAGGUCUCUCCAGAGAUGUUCAAUCGGGUUUAAGUCCGAGCUCUGUCUGGGCCACUCAAGGACAUUCAGAGACUUGUCCUGAAGCCCCUCCUACAUUAUCUUGGCUGUGUACUUAGGGUCGUUGUCCGGUGAAAGGGAACUUUCGCCCCGGUCUGAGGUCCUGAGCGCUCUGGAGCAGGUUUUCAUCAAGGAUCACUCUACUUUGCUCCGUUCAUAUUUCCCUCGGUCCUGACGAGUCUCCCAGUCUCUGCCGCUGAAAAACAUCCCCACAGCAUGAUGCUGCCACCACCAUGCUUCAUCGUAGGGAUGGUGCCAGGUUUCCUCCAGACGUGAUGCUUGGCAUUCAGGCCAAAGAGUUCAAUCUUGGUUUCAUCAGACCAGAGAAUCUUGUUAAUCAUGAUCAGAGUCCUUUAGGUGCCUUCAGCAAACUCAAAGCUGGCUGUCAUGUGACUGGAACUCAAAGCUGGCUGUUAUGUGACUGGAACUCAAAGCUGGCUGUCAUGUGACUGGAACUCAAAGCUGGCUUCCAAAAGCUUGCAAAAAUCGCUGAAGUUGGAGACUUUCAUUUCCCUCACCAACUUUAAACAUCAGCUAUCUGAGCAGCUAACCGAUCACUGCAACUGUACAUAGUCCAUCUAUUAAUAGCCCACCCAAUCUACCUACCUCAUCCCCAUACUGUUUUUCUUUUAUUUACUUUUACUUUUCUGCUCUUUUGCACACCAGUAUCUCUACUUGCACAUCAUCAUCUGCUAAUUUAUCACUCCAGUGUUAAUCUGCUAAAUUGUAACUAUUCGCUCCUAUGGCCUAUUUAUUCCCUACCUCAUGUCUUUUAGACACACUGUAUAUAGACUUUAUUUUUUCUACUGUGUCAUUGACUAGUUUAUUGUUUUAUUGGCUUGUUUAUUGUUUACUCCAUGUGUACCUCUGUGUUGUUUUCUGUGUCACACUGCUUUGCUUUAUCAUGGCCAGGUUGCAGUUGUAAAUGAGAACUUGUUCUCAACUAACCGGGUUAAAUAAAGGUAAAAUAAGAAAAUGUGACUUUGACUGUGGAAUGGCUUCCGUCUGGCCAUUCUACCAUAAAGACCUGAUUGAUGGAGUACAGUGCAGAAGGUUCUCCCAUCUCCACAGAGGAACUUUGGAGCUCUGUCAGUGACUAUCGGGUCCUUGGUCACCUCCUUGACUAAGGCUCUUCACCCCUGAUUGAUCAGUUUGGCCUGGCGGCCAGCUCUAAGAAGGGUCUUGGUGAUUCCAUAAUUCUUCCAUUUAGGAGGACGCUGUGUUUUUGGGUACCUUCAAUACUGCGGAUAUUUUUUGGGACCCUUCCUCAGAUCGGUGCCUCAAAGCAAUCCUGUUUUGGAGCUCUAUGGACAAUUCUUUCAUGGCUUGGUUUUUGCUCUGACAUGCACUGUUAACUGUGGGACCUUAUAUAGACAGGCGUGUGCCUUUCCAAAUCAUGUCCAAUCAAAUGAAUUUACCACAGAUGGACUCCAAGUUGUAGAAACAUCUCAAGGAUGAUCAAUUUAAACAGGAUGUAUCUGAGCUCAAUUUUGAUUAUCAUAGCAAAGGGUCUGAAUAUUUCUGUUUUUUAUUUUGAAUACAUUAGCAAACCAUUCUAAACAUGUUUUUGCUUUGUCAUCAUGGGGUAUUUUGUGUAGAUUAAUGAGGGGAAAGAAAUAUUGAGUAAAUGUUAUAAUAAGGCUGUAAUGUAACAUGUGGAAAACAUCAAGGGGUCUGAACAUGUUUUGUUGUUGUUGCUAUGUAUUGGCCAAUGAGAGGCUUUGAAGCCACCGGUCAGCCAUAUUGGCACUCUUCAGAAGAAGCAGUCCUCCAUAGGAAUAAAGAGAUUUCUACAGUAUUUAAAUGUAAUAUUUCAAGGACAGAAUUUAACUAUUGCUUUCUUGGUGGGGACAGUAACAUUAGUCCUCUAAAAAUGAUACUUUUAAGGAAUUAAAAAAAUGAUGUUUUUAAUUAUGUUUAGUUCACAUAACUUUUAAAAGUAUGCAUUAAGUUGUCUGUAAUAGAAUAAACAUGGGAAAUACAAACGUAGACAUUAAUAAAUGCAUUUAUAUAGCUUCAAAAAUAUUUUUUACAAUGUUGGUGGAGUGCCAAGAUGGAGGUGCGGUGGUUUCAAAACAGUGCCCCCUGUCAGUCAUCUAGUGUAUAUAUAAACCAUUGAUGGGGACACGAGGACGGUCCCCGUGCACGACUCCCUGAAAUGUCAUCACCAACCCCAAUCUCGGCAUGAGCAGCAAGACGAGGCAGCAGCACCGUGCUUUUUUGAACCUGAUCCUCCGUAUGUUUGUAUUAAAUUGCAAUGAGCCAGUCACAAGCACCCUUGUAAUAUGAUGUGGUGCCUUUGUCAAGGGAUAAAAACAUCAGAAAGUUGCCAUGGCACCUAAAAUAAUCCCUAAUUUCAAUAAAGGGGAAAUAACCGUCAAAUCUUACAUGUAUUUGCCGUUUUAAUGUUUGUGUGUUUACUAGGGAAAAGAGAUCUGAUGUAAAAACACGCAGUAGCAGGUGAUGUCGAAAGCAAAAGUCAAGCAGUCCUGUCUUCAUCUCAGAGACAUCAUCGCCCUCUUCCGACAAGUCCAUCAUCAUCACUUAUACUGUGCUUUCAGAAAGUAUUCAUACCCUUUGACUUACUCCACAUUUUGUUGUUACAGCCUGAAUUCAAAUGCCUGAAUCUCACCCAUCUACACACAAUACCCCAUAAUGACAAAGUGCAAACAUGUUUUUCGAAAUGUUUGCACAUUUAUUGAAAAUUAAAUACAGAAAUAUCUCAUUUCCUGUGUUGCUUUGGCUGUAUGCUUGGGGUCAUUGUCCCGUAACUCUUCUACCAAGUCUCAGGUUGUUUGCACUCUGAAGCAGAUUCUAAUCAUUGAUUUGCCUGUAUUUGGCUCCAUUCAUUAUUCCUUCUAUCCUUACCAGUCUCCCAGUCCCUGCCACUGAAAACCAUCCCCAUAGCAUGAUGCUGCCACCGCCAUGCUUCACGGUAGGGAUGGUGUUAGACGGCUGAUGAGCUGUUCCUGGUAUUCUCCAGACAUAGCUCUUUGCAUUCAGUCCAAAUAGUACCAUUUUUGGCUCUUCAGACCACAUAAUUUUUUGCAUGCCUUUUUGUAAACUCCAGGUGUGCUGUCGUGCCUUUUUCUCUGGAUUGGCUUCCGUCUGGCCACUCUCCCAUAAAGUCCAGAUUGGGGAAAAACUGUAGACUGUUGUAGGUUCUCCCAUUUCAGCCAAGGAACUCUGUCGUUCUGUCAGACUGGUCAUUGGGUUCUUUGUCAGCUCCCUGACCAAUGUCCUUCUUUCCCGGUUGCUCAGUUUGGCCUGACGGCCAGCUCUAGGCAGAUUCUGGGUAGUUCCAUAUUUCUUCCAUUACCCAAUGAUGGAGACCACUGUGUUCUUGGAAAAUUUAAACUCUCUUGAAAUUGUUUUAUACCCUUCCCCAGAUAUAUACUGCACAAUCUCGGAAAUCUACAGACAGUUCCUUGGACUUCAUGGUAUAGUUUCUGUGGGACCUUAUGUAGACAAGUGUGUUUCUUCCAAAAUCAUGUCCAAACAAUUGAAUUGGCCACAGGUGAACAUCACAGGUGGACAUUAUAGUGACAUCUCAAUGAUGUCCGAAGGAAAUGGAUACACCUAAAUUCAGUUUGGAGUGUCAUAGCAAAGCAGUGUGAGUACUUACAGUACCAGUCAAAAGUUUGGAGACAUACUCAUUCCAGGGUUUUUCUUUAUUUUUACUAUUUUCUACAUUGUAGAAUAAUAGUGAAGACUUCAAAACUAUGAAAUAACACAUAUGGAAUCAUAUAGUAACCAAAAACUAUUAAACAAAUCAAAAUAUAUUUGAGAUUCUUCAAAGUAGCCACCCUUUGCCUUGAUGUCAUCUUUGCAUACUCUUGGCAUUCUCUCAACCAGCUUCAUGAGAUAGUCACCUGGAAUGCAUUUCAAUUAACAGGUGUGCCUUGUUGAAAGUUAAUCUGUGGAAUUUUUGAGACAAUCAGUUGUGUUGUGACAACGUAGGCAUGGUAUUCAGAAGAUAGCCCUAUUUGGUAAAAGACCUAGUCCAUAUUAUGGCAAGAACAGCUCAACUAAGCAAAGAGACAUUACAGUCCAUCCUUACUUUUAGACAUGAAGGUCAGUCAAUCUGGAAUAUUUCAAGAACUUUUAAGGUUUCUUCAAGUGCAAGACGCAAACACCUUAAAACGCUAUGAUGAAACUGGCUCUCAUGAGGAACGCCACUGGAAAGGAAGACCCAGAGUUACCUCUUCUGCAGAGGAUAAGUUCAUUAGAGUUACCAGCCUCAGAAAUUGCAGCCCAAAUAAAUGCUUCACAGAGUUCAAGUAACAGACACAUCUCAACAUCAACUGUUCAGCGUGAAUCAGGCCUUCAUGUUCGAAUUUCUGCAAAGAAACCUCUAAAGGACACCAAUGCAAAGAAGAGACUUGCUUGGGCCAAGAAACACGAGUAAUGGACAUUAGACCAGUGGAAAUCUGUCCUUUUAGUCUGAUGAGUCCAAAUUUGAGACUUUUGGUUUCAACCGCCGUGUCUUUGUGAGACGCAGAGUAGGUGAACGGAUGAUCUCUGCAUGUGUGGUUCCCACCUUGAAGCAUUGAGGAGGAGGUGUGGCGGUGCUUUGCUGGUGACACUGAGUGAUUUAUUUAUAAUUCAAUGCACACUUAACCAGCAUGGCUACCACAUAAUUCUGCAGUGAUACACCAUCCUAUCUGGUUUGCGCUUAGUGGGACUAUCAUUAGUUUUUCAACAAGACAAUGACCUAACACACCUCCAGGCUGUGUAAGGGAUAUUUGACCAAGAAGGAGAGUGAUGGAGUGCUGCAUCAGAUGACCUGGCCUCCACAAUCACCUGACCUCAACCCAAUUGAGAUAGUUUGGGAUGAGUUGGACAGCAGAGUGAAGGUAAAGCAACCAACAAGUGCUCAGCAUAUGUGGGAACUCCUUCAAGACUGUUGGAAAAGCAUUCCAGGUGAAGGUGGUUGAGAGAACGCCAAGA
Messenger RNA from Oncorhynchus masou masou (cherry salmon), 8822 nucleotides. Its product is annotated as zinc finger and BTB domain-containing protein 16-A. Gene Ontology annotation, cellular component: nucleus. The transcript is spliced from 6 exons. The record is from RefSeq and is a predicted model, not a curated record. Gene Ontology annotation, molecular function: RNA polymerase II cis-regulatory region sequence-specific DNA binding; protein binding; DNA-binding transcription factor activity, RNA polymerase II-specific. Bases 182 to 1876 code for a protein of 564 amino acids. Gene Ontology annotation, biological process: regulation of transcription by RNA polymerase II. Lineage: Eukaryota; Metazoa; Chordata; Actinopteri; Salmoniformes; Salmonidae.